Trametes versicolor FP-101664 SS1 is the source of this 999-nucleotide messenger RNA. RefSeq lists its product as uncharacterized. The record is from RefSeq and is a predicted model, not a curated record. The coding region runs from base 1 to 999 and encodes 332 amino acids. NCBI's taxonomy places the organism in Eukaryota, Fungi, Basidiomycota, Agaricomycetes, Polyporales, Polyporaceae. The transcript is spliced from 7 exons.
AUGCACAACCCCUCAGUACCCACGAUGACGUUCCUCGUCCUCUUUCUAGAAUCGCUUUUCUUCGGGGCGUUCUGCAUCCUCUACCUCUUUUCGCUCUGGGUCCUCGUGUGCCGACAACGUCGUCAGCCGCAUUCAGCUUCGAGUCUUUCAAUGAUUGCCAUCGUUACGAUAAUGUUCAUUCUCACAGGGCUGCUCCUUGCCCUCGACGUCGGAUACCCCAUGAAAGCUUUCGUCGAGCACAGUGGAACACCCAACGGCCCUAUAAACUAUCUCAACCAACAGGCGAAUGACUCGUCUCUUAAUAUGUUACACCCCGUUCUUUUUGCGAUCAUGACCUUCCUAGGCGAUGCAUUCAUGACAUAUCGUAUCUAUGUUGUUUGGAACCAGCAGUUAAUAUCUCUGGUCGUGCCCAUUCUCCUUCUCGUCGGCGAUAUAGUCGCCGGCGCAUUUUCUGCCGAGGCGCUGAUCCACGGUCCGAAAACAUAUUACACCAUUUCCGCGCCCAAUGCUAGCGCCAAACUGAUCGCCUAUUUCUCAAUGACAUUACUGACAAACGUGGUCACUACGCUCCUCAUCCUUGGUCGGCUGUGGUUGAACGAUAACAGCGUCAAACAGUAUCGCACUGCAGAGGCGUCGACUUCCGUACAUUGGCAAGUGAUGAAGACCAUCGUACAGUCCCAAAGCGCCUACUCGCUCGGGGUAAUUUUCAACGUAGUCGCAUUCGCGACCCAUUCGAACCUCGCCAUCCUUACCAGUGCGAUGCUCCCGACGUUACUCGGCAUAUCGUUCACGCUCAUUAUCACUCGGAUCGGGUUCAGCGAGAUGCUGGGGAACGGAUCCGACGGGUCUCUAACGGAAACCCACACCAUGCAUUUCAACGAACGCGGGCGGUCGUUGUCGCCCAUCUCGGUCGACGUCUUUAUCUCCCGAACGGACAAUAGCCCGGAUGCGCAAUGUCUCCACGAUAAGACCGUGGACCUACCUGCGAUGGGAGCUUGA